Notechis scutatus (mainland tiger snake) is the source of this 4601-nucleotide messenger RNA. The record is from RefSeq and is a predicted model, not a curated record. Lineage: Eukaryota; Metazoa; Chordata; Lepidosauria; Squamata; Elapidae.
CUCGGUGACAGGCCGGGGUCUGAGGCGAGGCGCUCGGCUGGGCUUGCAUGAUGGCGGGAGCCUGUCGUCCGCUCCGAGGUUUCUUGUGGCGGCGGCCGCUGCGGUUGCCGCUAGCGGACGGGCUUCCGCUUCGCCGCUAAAAAAGGAAGCACCUCGGUGUCCCGCGCGGAUGGGGAGCGGCGGUUGCGAAAGAGGGCGGCGGCCUCCUCCUCCUCUUCCUCCUCCUCAGCAACAGCAGGAGCAGCGCCGGUCUUUCUGACGGGGCCGUCUUUCUUCUCGGAUCCGUGAGGUAAAGGAAAGUUGCCCGCCACCGCAGGCUGGGAGCCACCGACCCGCCCGCCGGACGAGGGGAUGUUGCGCUGGAUCCGGCAACAGCUGGGUUUUGACCCACCACAUCAGAGUGAUAAUCGAACUAUUUAUAUUGCAAAUCGUUUUCCUCAGCAUGGCCAUUAUGUUCCUCAGAAGUUUGCAGAAAACAGAAUAAUCUCCUCUAAGUAUACUGUGUGGAAUUUUGUGCCCAAAAAUUUAUUUGAACAGUUCAGAAGAAUAGCCAAUUUUUAUUUUCUUAUAAUAUUUUUGGUUCAGCUUAUGAUAGAUACUCCUACUAGUCCAAUUACUAGUGGAUUGCCAUUGUUUUUUGUUAUAACUGUGACAGCCAUAAAGCAGGGUUAUGAAGAUUGGCUACGGCACAAAGCAGACAAUGAAGUAAAUGGAGCUCCAGUGUAUGUUGUUCGUAGUGGUGGCCUUGUAAAAACAAGAUCAAAGAACAUUCGGGUAGGAGACAUUGUGAGAGUAGCCAAAGAUGAAACUUUCCCUGCUGAUCUUGUACUUCUGUCCUCUGAUAGAGAACAUGGCUGUUGCUAUGUUACGACUGCAAGUUUGGAUGGAGAAACUAAUCUUAAGAAACACACUGCAGUCCCAGAAACUGCUGUGUUGCAGUCAGUUGCCAAUCUGGACAAACUUGUAGCUGUUAUUGAAUGCCAGCAACCAGAAGCAGAUCUUUACAGAUUUGUUGGGCGUAUAACCAUAAGUCAUCAAAUUGAGGAAAUAGUGCGACCACUGGAACCCAAAAGUCUUCUACUUCGUGGAGCAAGGUUGAAAAACACUAAAGAAAUUUUUGGUGUUGCUGUGUAUACAGGAAUGGAGACAAAGAUGGCAUUGAAUUAUAAGAGCAAAUCACAGAAACGAUCAGCAGUAGAGAAAUCUAUGAAUUCUUUUUUGAUUAUCUAUCUAAUAAUCCUCCUUUGUGAAGCUGUCUUAAGUACAAUAUUGAAGUAUACCUGGCAGUCUGAAGAGAAGUGGAAUGAACCUUGGUAUAACCAGAAAACUGAUCAUGAAAGAAACAGCAGUAAGAUCUUGAGGUUCAUUUCAGAUUUUCUUGCUUUCCUGGUACUUUACAACUUCAUUAUACCCAUUUCACUUUAUGUGACUGUGGAGAUGCAGAAAUUUCUUGGGUCUUUUUUUAUUGGUUGGGACCUUGAUCUCUAUCAUGAAGAAACAAAUGAAAAAGCUCAAGUAAAUACAUCUGACCUGAAUGAAGAACUGGGACAGGUGGAGUAUGUAUUUACAGAUAAAACUGGCACAUUGACAGAAAAUGUGAUGCAGUUUCGGGAAUGUUCUAUUAAUGGCCUCAAAUACCAAGAAAUCAAUGGCAGAUUAGUUCCCGAGGGAUUGAUAGAAGACUUUCCAAAUGGAGUACAGCCCAGCCUUACACGUGAGGAAGAACUCUUCCUGAAAGCUCUUUGUCUCUGUCAUACAGUGCAGAUUAAUAAUGACCAAACUGAUGGCAUUUGUGACAGCCCUUGGCGUAGCAAUGGCCUACCAUCUGAAUUGGAGUACUAUGCCUCAUCCCCAGAUGAAAAAGCUUUAGUUGAAGCUGCUCGCAGGGUUGGUGUUGUGUUUACUGGGGCAAAUGCAGAAAGCAUGGAGCUUAAAAGCGGUGGAAAGCCAGAAAGGUACAAAUUACUACAUCUACUGGAAUUUGAUGCCAAUCGUAGGAGAAUGAGUGUGAUCGUAGAAAGUCCGUCGGGUGAAAAACUCUUAUUUACCAAAGGAGCAGAUUCUGUUAUUCUUCCUACCAGUAAAAAUGGUGAGGUAGAAAAAACAAGACUCCAUGUGGAUGAAUUUGCAUUGAAAGGGCUAAGGACUCUUUGUGUAGCAUACAGAAAGUUCACAGAGGAGGAGUAUAAAGAAGUGGAGCAACGUCUUUUUGAAGCAAAAACUGCCUUGCAGCAACAAGAAGAACGGCUGGCAGAGGCAUAUAACUUUAUUGAAAAAGACUUGGAAUUACUUGGAGCUACAGGAGUCGAAGACAAGCUGCAAGAUAAAGUCCAGGAAACCAUAGAAGCUCUUCGAUUGGCGGGGAUUAAAGUGUGGGUGCUCACUGGAGACAAGCACGAAACGGCAGUAAGCGUUAGCUUAUCAUGCGGACACUUCCACAGAACCAUGAACAUCCUGGAACUAGUGCAGCACAAAUCAGACAGUACGUGUGUGGAGCAAUUAAGGCAGCUCGCCAAGAGAAUAAAGGAUGACCACGUAAUCCAGCACGGGCUGGUAGUGGAUGGGACCAGCCUCUCCCUUGCCCUCAGGCAACACGAGAAACUCUUCAUGGAGGUCUGCCGAAAUUGCUCUGCUGUCCUGUGCUGUCGCAUGGCACCCCUUCAGAAAGCAAAGGUUGUACGGCUGCUGAAAACAUCUCCAGAGAAGCCUAUCACAUUAGCUAUCGGUGAUGGAGCUAAUGAUGUGAGCAUGAUACAAGAAGCUCAUGUUGGCAUAGGUAUCAUGGGAAAAGAAGGCAGACAAGCUGUAAGAAACAGUGACUAUGCAAUAGCAAGAUUUAAAUUCCUCUCCAAGUUACUUUUUGUCCAUGGCCACCUUUAUUAUAUUAGGAUAGCAACCCUUGUACAGUACUUUUUUUACAAGAAUGUGUGUUUUAUUACACCGCAGUUUUUAUAUCAAUUCUUCUGCUUAUUUUCACAACAAACUCUGUAUGACAGCGUGUACCUGACUUUGUACAACAUUUGUUUCACUUCCCUGCCAGUCCUCAUGUACAGUCUUUUUGAACAGCAUGUGCAUCCUCAUGUAUUGCACAGCAAGCCAACUCUCUACCGAGACAUUAGUAAAAAUGCCCACUUGGGCUUUAAGCCUUUCCUCUACUGGACGUUCUUGGGAUUUUUUCAUGCAUUUGCUUUCUUCUUUGGCUCCUAUCUUCUGAUGGGAAAAGACACUUCAUUGUUAGGGAAUGGCCAGAUGUUUGGAAAUUGGACCUUUGGUACUCUGGUCUUCACAGUUAUGGUUAUAACUGUUACAAUGAAGAUGGCAAUAGAGACUCACUUUUGGACUUGGAUAAAUCAUUUUGUUACUUGGGGGUCCAUUGGGUUUUACUUCAUCUUUUCCUUAUUCUAUGGCGGAAUAAUCUGGCCGUUUUUGCACACCCAAGACAUGUACUUUGUAUUUGUUCAGUUGCUGUCCAGCGGCUCUGCUUGGUUUGCCAUAAUCAUCAUAGUUGUCACUUGCUUGUUUCUUGAUGUUGUGAAAAAAGUGUUGUAUAGACAGCUGCUGCCCACAAGUACAGAAAAAGUCCAGCUUACUAAGACAGGUCCAGGUGUCAACUGCCUGGAGUCCAUGUGUUGCUUCUCCCAUGGGGAACCAGCCUGCACACCUUUUAGAAGAAUGCUGGAGCGAAUAAUGAGACGGUGCAGCCCCACCCAAGUCAACAGAGAGAAGUUCACAAGUCCUAGCUAUGGUUCUUGCAAAAGAUCAUGGAGCUCUAUGGAACCUUUCUGUACCAGCGAUGGAAGCUUCUUGACGUUAUCCACAAUGGAAUCCAUUACUUGAGACUUUUCUCAAUGCCUUGUGGAAAAACCAUGACAUCUUGGUUGUAACCAAUCUACCAGCCCCUUAUGGCCUCCUUUUUAAAUGUCAUGGCCAGGUUCAUAUAUUUGGGGCAGGCGAGGGAUUGAAGCCUGGUAUUUGCAACAAAUACUAUUGAAAAAAGAAAAACUGUACAUUCCAGUGGAAGCAUUAGCAUUGUUUAGAUGGAUGCUAUUAAUUUUCCAUGGUCACAUUAGCAAUAAUAACUUGCUAGAAACCCUUCAGAAAAGUGAUUGCUUUGGUUCCCAAAUAUCCACAACUGAUUAGCAAAAUAGGAGUGGCUUUGCUAAACUGGGAAACGGUAUUCUUCUAUUCUUCUCCACAAGAUGCAUAGAUCUUCCUUCAUAAAUUGACUUAGCUAAUUCUGAAAGAUUUUGAACAUGCAUACUCUGGAGAGAGAGAGAGACAGAGAGAGAAGUUCCCUGAGGAUGGACUCCAGCAUAAGCCCGAAAACUUGGAAGGAUAAACCUCUGGUCCGACUCAGAUUGGAUCCUGCAACAUUAUCUUGGGACACAUAUAUUUACUUUCAUUUGCGAGGGGGAGGAAGCUGUUAAAUAAAUUAGCUUUAUUUCUGGACAUUCUUGAUUCAAAUUUGGGGGAAAGGAUGCUUUUUGAGGCAUUACUUUUCUCCUUCUCCACUCCUCCCUUCCCAACCAUUUAUUUAGUCAUCUUACACUCUUGUUGAGAGCACUUAAGAAUUCUCCCUGAUUUUGCAGGGGCGGCAAAAA